GCAGAGGAUGAGAUAAGUCCACAACAUAGCCUCCACACUCGGGACAGAGGAGCACUGGCAGAAUGGGCAAUAACCAGAGCAAUGAGACGCUGCACUGUAACCGCUAUCUGAAUGGACAGGGCCCCCCUUCGCUGGAGAAGGCAGCUCACGACGGCCCUGCUGCCCCCACCACCCAGCCUCAGGGUCAGAUGACGUGGGUGGUGCUGCACAGAGAUCUGCCUGGGUACCCAGAUAACAACACCCUGCAGGUCAACUUCACCUUUCCUGAGGGAGUGCAGACGACGGGCCACCCCCGGCCCGGGCAGCCCUACCCCAGCCUGCGCCUCUGUGCCUACCUGCCCGACAGCCAUGAGGGCCGCAAGGUUCUGGCCCUCAUGGAGAAAGCCUACAACCAGCAGCUGCUCUUCACUGUGUCCACAGACGUCCACGGAGAGGACGUAGUGUGUUCCACCUCUGUGCCCUUGAAGACCCAGACAGAGGGGGGCUCUAUCAUGAAUGGUUACCCAGACGAAGACUACCUGAAGAAAGUGAGGACAAUCCUGAAGGAGAAGCUCAAUGACUGAGACAAGAGGCUUAUGAGGGAUCGACCAAUCUGAGGGGUUGACCGAUCGUAAUGGACUGUGACCUGCAACAAAACCUGAAGCUUUAAGAAUGUAAUAUUUAAGUGUAAUGCUGUAAUUGUGCUGAAUAUUUAUCUAAUCUGUAUUUGUGAGUAAAGUUGAACUCUUACAU
Periophthalmus magnuspinnatus is the source of this 732-nucleotide messenger RNA. It is a transcript of the gene dtx3la, whose product is annotated as deltex E3 ubiquitin ligase 3L a. The transcript has 5 exons. The record is from RefSeq and is a predicted model, not a curated record. Gene Ontology annotation, biological process: Notch signaling pathway; protein ubiquitination. The coding region runs from base 63 to 563 and encodes 166 amino acids. Lineage: Eukaryota; Metazoa; Chordata; Actinopteri; Gobiiformes; Gobiidae.